Molecule: messenger RNA, 2502 nt
Organism: Ornithorhynchus anatinus (platypus)
Lineage: Eukaryota; Metazoa; Chordata; Mammalia; Monotremata; Ornithorhynchidae
Gene: NRBP1
Product: nuclear receptor binding protein 1
Exons: 18
Coding region: 531-2135 (534 amino acids)
Biological process (GO): protein phosphorylation; intracellular signal transduction; endoplasmic reticulum to Golgi vesicle-mediated transport
Cellular component (GO): endomembrane system; cytoplasm
Molecular function (GO): ATP binding; protein kinase activity
Source: RefSeq, a predicted model, not a curated record
GCUCUUUCCACUAGGCCACGUUGCUUUCUUAACUCCAGUGGCUAAAUCAGAGGAAGAGUCAGAUUAAAAUGAGCACGUCUUCUCCCUCCGGUACUGAGGCAACGUGACUCAUUCUGAAACAGCUCUCUGUCCCCCGAGGGAUCCCUGAGGUCAGAUUACUGGCUUUGGAGCCCCCGAAGUGUGGAGAGUAGAGGGAGGGGUAGGGCAGUGCCCAGAGCUUUUCUCUGAUCUUUGUCGUGAACCAGAGGCGUAUGUUGCUCUUGUCCUUUCAACAACUAACUGGUCUUGCCAGGGUUCUGUGUUCCAUUUUUGACCCGACCGGCUUUUGGCCCCAUUGACCCGCGAUCGGUGUUUGAGUUUGGAUCUGUCCGUCUGCACCAAAGUGUCGGAGUGGCACCGAGGACAGGCGCGGUCCCUCCUGUGGGUGCCUGUCUGCUCUGCCCGCCUGCAACCGUCCCCGCUCUCCCGGCCCCAUUCGAACUCCGGCACUCCCCAGGUUCCUGCUCCGGGACUGAGCGUUUUGUUCCGCCAUGUCGGAGGGGGAGGCUCAGACGGCACCCAGCAGCGGCUCGGACCCGAAGGCGGAGUCCUCCUCGUCUGCCCCCGGCCUGACUUCGGUGUCGCCCCCGGUGACCUCCACAGCCUCAGCCGCUUCUCCGGAGGAAGAAGAGGAGAGCGAGGAUGAAUCCGAAAUCCUGGAGGAGUCGCCCUGCGGACGCUGGCAAAAAAGGCGAGAAGAGGUGAACCAGCGGAACGUGCCGGGCAUCGACAGCGCGUACCUGGCCAUGGAUACGGAAGAGGGCGUGGAGGUCGUGUGGAACGAGGUGCAGUUUUCUGAGCGCAAGAACUACAAACUCCAGGAGGAGAAAGUCCGGGCUGUCUUUGACAAUCUCAUCCAGUUGGAGCACCUCAAUAUCGUCAAGUUCCACAAGUACUGGGCCGACGUGAAGGAGAACAAAGCCCGGGUGAUUUUUAUCACCGAGUACAUGUCAUCUGGAAGCCUCAAGCAAUUUCUGAAAAAGACCAAAAAGAACCACAAGACCAUGAACGAGAAGGCCUGGAAACGCUGGUGCACCCAGAUCCUCUCGGCCCUCAGCUACCUGCACUCCUGUGAUCCCCCCAUCAUCCACGGGAACCUGACCUGUGACACCAUCUUCAUCCAGCACAACGGGCUCAUCAAGAUCGGCUCUGUGGCCCCCGACACCAUCAACAAUCAUGUGAAAACUUGCCGAGAAGAACAGAAGAAUCUACAUUUUUUCGCCCCAGAGUACGGAGAAGUCACCAAUGUGACAACGGCCGUCGACAUCUACUCCUUUGGGAUGUGUGCCCUGGAGAUGGCGGUGCUGGAGAUACAAGGCAACGGGGAGUCCUCCAACGUGCCACAGGAGGCCAUCAGCAGUGCCAUCCUCUUGCUGGAGGACCCGCUCCAGAGGGAGUUCAUCCAAAAGUGCCUGCAGCCCGAGCCCACUCUCCGCCCCACCGCCCGAGAGCUCUUGUUCCACCCGGCGUUGUUUGAGGUGCCUUCGCUCAAGUUGCUUGCUGCGCAUUGCAUCGUAGGACACCAGCACCUGAUCCCCGAGAACGCCCUGGAGGAGAUCACCAAGAACCUGGACACCAAUGCCGUACUGGCCGAGAUCUUUCCGGGAUCAAGCAGGGAGGUCGUCCGGAACCUGUCCCAGUCUCCAGCUUUGGAACUGGAUAAAUUCCUUGAGGAUGUGAGGAAUGGGAUCUAUCCUCUGACGGCCUUUGGGCUGCCUCGGCCCCAGCAGCCCCAGCAAGAAAAGGUGACCUCUCCCGUGGUGCCGCCUUCCGUGAAGACUCCGACACCUGAGCCGGCUGAGGUGGAGACCCGCAAGGUGGUGCUGAUGCAGUGCAACAUUGAGUCGGUGGAGGAGGGAGUCAGGCACCACCUAACACUGUUACUCAAACUGGAGGACAAACUGAACCGGCAUCUGAGCUGCGACCUCCUGCCCAAUGACAACGUGCCAGAGCUGGCUGCGGAGUUAGUGCAGUUGGGCUUCAUCAGCGAGGCCGACCAGAGCCGCCUGACUUCUCUGCUGGAGGAGACUCUCAACAAGUUCAACUUUUCCCGGAGCGGUGCCCUCAGCUCAGCUGCCGUCACAGUCUCCUCGUAGCGCUCCUCCUCCCCGGGGUCCCCUCCGCCCGCCCCCCGUCCCGUCUGUGCUGUGGCUCUCCCCAACCGUGCUGCAGUUUCCCCCUCCCUCGGUGGUGGGAGUCAGUAUUACCCAGUGCGGCCCCCUCCCCCCUUGGUUAUUUAAGAGGGGAUGGGGUGGAGGGGUGUUCAGAUUCUGAGUCCCACUCCUCCUCUCCCCCCCAACCUCUCCUCUUUACCCCCCCUGCACUUUGUUUACUUGUUUUGCACAGAACCGGGCUGGGGGAUAAGGGCACCCACCGCCUGCGCCCUUCGGGGUGGGCGGCGUGGCCGGAGCGAUCACUCGGCCUCCCCUAGUCCGGCCGGCUUGUGCUUGAGGGGUCGGGGGG